AGAUGGAUUCUUACUCUGUAGCCAGGCUGGAGUGCAAUGGUGCGAUCUCGGCUCACUGCAACCUUCGCCUCCCAGGUUCAAGCGAUUCUCCUGCUUCAGCCUCCCGAGUAGCAGGGACUACAGAUGCACGCCACCACGCCCAGCUACUUUUUGUAUUUUUAGUAGAGAUGGGGUUUCACCAUGUUGGCCAGGAUGGUCUUGAUCUCUUGACGUUGUGAUCCGCCCGCCUUGGCCUCCCAAAGUGCUGGGAUUACAGGUAUGAGCCACCACGCACCACGCCCCGUCACUUUUGCCCAUUUUUUAAUUGGCUUAAUGUGAUCCAAAGUUUACUACAGUAGCCCCCCCUUAUCUGUGGGGGAUAUUUUCCAAGAUCCCCAGUGAAACAAGAUAGUACCAAACCCAGUUGCUGUCAAUCAGAACAUCUGUUUUGUCUUCUACCCACAAACUUAUUUGUUUAUUUAUUGGUUUUGUUUUGUUUUGUUGUUGUUGUUGUUUUCUGAGAUAGAAUCUCACUCUGUCACCCAGGCUGGAGUGUAAUGGCGCAGUCUCGGCUCACUGCAACCUCUGCCACCCGAGUUCAAGCAAUUCUCGUGGCUCAGCCCCUCCCAAGUAGCUGGGACUACAGGUGCCCACCACCACACCUCGUUAAUUUUUUUUUUUUUUUUUUAGUAGAGAUGGGAUUUCGCAUGUUGGCCAGCCUGGUCUUGAACUCCUGACCUCAAGUGAUCUGCCGGCCUCAGCCUCCCAAAGUGCUGGGAUUACAGGCAAAGUCCUGGGAUUACAGAUGUGAGCCCCUGUGCCAGGCCCCAGCCACAAAUUUAAUGCCUUUUCCAUCUUAAAGUUUGACAUGUGACAGCAAAACUAGCAUGAAAUUAUUUUCCUUCUUCAGUUUCACAGAUGGAAGAUUCGUUCUUACAUCUUAGCAACCUCAGCGUAUGAUACUUAGUAAGUCGAGAACUUUCACCUUUUCACUUAAAGGAAGCACUCAAUGGCUUCUCUUUGGCAUAUCUGAAUGGCCAACAUCACUGUUGGUGUGUUUUGGGCCAUUAAGUAAAAUAAAGGUGACUUGAAAUGAGCACGUCGAUCCCACGACACUUGAGCUGACGAUCAAGACAGCACAGGUGAGUGGGCGGGAGCAUGCUCGGCGCGAACGUGCCGGACGGGGCUCGUGUCUCGAGCUGGACAGAGUGAGAUUUCAUCACCUUACUCAGAACAGCAUGCGGUUUAAAACUGACGAAUUGUUUGUUUCUGGAAGUUUCCAUUUAAUAUUUUCUGACCUUGGUUGACUGCGGGUGAUUGAAAUCACAGUGGAACUGCCGAUAAGUAGGGGAUUUCUGUAAUAGGUAACAAAUUGGAUCCAGGUCAGUGGGUUCAGUUUUCAAACACUUUAGUUACCCCAAUGUUAAGAUUUGGGGUAUUUCUAAUAAAAAAAGGAAUGUUUGGCAGACAUUUUUCUGCACCUGGAGCUGUGGGGCCUGCUCUCUGGAGAGAGAGGCUGGACGGCCCUACCCCGUGGCGCCAUCCUUUUGCGGGUUUGCGCAUCCCUCUCAGCGGGCAGCAAGCCUCAGCUCAUAGCCUGGCCUCCUUUUUGUUUUUGUGGCCAGUGAACAGCUUUUACAUUUUUUAAUGGCUGGAAGAAAGUAAUUUGUAGGAGGUGAAAAUGUUAUGAAAUUCAAAUUUCAGUGACCAUAUUAAAGUUCUUUUGGAACACAGCCGUGCUCAUUAGUUCAUACUCCAACUGUGGUUGAGUUGUAGUGACAGAGACCUCAUGGCCCGUAAGUGCCCCAGAUAUUUCCUGUCUGACCCUUUAUGGGGAAUGUGUAACAGCAAACAGCAGUGAGGCACACAGGCUAUAAUUGGGAAAGAUGUUCUGGAACCUUGGUAUCGAACAUCCAGUGAAGGUAAUGAACAUAUUCAGGAAAAAAGUACUAGUGUUUUCAUGUGUCUGAUUAUUUACUGUUUCUUCAUUGUGUACAAAUAAAUAAUUAAAAAGGAAACAGUAAGUUUUAGGGUGGUAAAUUUCCGACCUCCUUCUCAUAAGUCGCGAUAAUUUCCUAUCUGCAUGAGAAUAAAGUUAAGCUCCUAGGAGAUACAUAAACUUAUUUCUUCAAAAUGUAAAAUUCACAGAUAAAUUUUAAGUCCGAUGUUAAUUCUGAAUCCAUGUAGAUAGAUUUUUAGUAUUCCAGUCACUUCUGUAAUUCUUUUUUUUUUUUUUUUUUCCUUCAGACGGAGUCUUGCUCUGUCGCCCAGGCUGGAGUGCAGUGGUGCGAUAUCGGCUCGCUACAAACCCUGCCUCCCGGGUUCAUGCCAUUCUCCUGCCUCAGCCUCCUGAGUAGGUGGGACUACAGGCGCCCACCACCACGGUUGGCUAAUUUUUUGUAUUUUUAGUAGAGACGGGGUUUCAAAUAACCCUGUUUUUACAAUCUCAUGUAGUUUCUCAUAUAUAUAUAUUAGAAUAAACUAUAUAUACUAUGUAUAUAGUCACACAAAGCUGGAUUCAUUUAAGUAGUAUACAGAAUAUAUGCAAUUAAUUCAGUGCUACAAUUGCCCAUCUAUCUUUUAAUCCAUUCCAGUCAAAACAUAAGCGUGUAUAUUUGAAUUAAUAUUCAUUUGAUUUAAAUUUAAAAUAAAAACAACCGGAUUGUCUUAGGUGUUUCAGUGGAGGAGAUGAGAAGACAGAUUUCCUAUUCUUGGACUCAUUUUAAUUUGUGAUAUUGAUGUAACUCAUGCCAGAACUUCAGCUUAAAUCACGAUUAUGAAAUAAUUGUGUGACCUUUCUUUUAGCAGAGACAGGAAAAUGUCUAAAGGACUUCAGAAUUUUGUGAGAAUAUGCUUCAAAUCUUUGAAAAAUAUUCUUCACGGACGUGUUUAUAUGUAAAUAAGUCUGUUGACAUUAGUGUUUCCAUGAAGGGAUACCCUGUUCUCCUGAGUAGAAGCUGUGAGGCAUCCCUGUUUUGACUCUGCCAUUGAAUAUUAGUCCUGGUUUAAAUUCUCCUAAUAUUUCACGCAUGCACUAAAAGGGGGCUUAACCCCUUUAAAAAAUAAAUGGAUAGAGGAAGAGUAUAUGUCAGAUAUAACAUGAAAUUCAGGGUACGUUCUCUUAGGAAUUUAAGACUUGGAUUUCAAGUGACUUAGACAGCUUUGUUAUGAAAGGUAUGCUGGGAUCAACCUAGUUUUUAAGUUUUUCUUUGACUCUGUUUUCUGAUCUACCAGAAUAGGUGAUGGUCACUUGUCUAAUGAAGAAAUAGUGAUGAAGUGUUGCAAACAGUGAGGAAGCCCUCUCAAGGCCAGUGCCUCCUACGCAUUGUGCGCCAGCGCCUCCUACGCGGUGUGCCCCGGCACCUCCCACGCGGUGUGCCCCGGCGCCUCCCACGCGGUGUGCCCCGGCGCCUCCCACGCGGUGUGCCCCGGCGCCGGCUCUGCUGCUAGUGUCCUCCUUCAGGCCAAAAGAGCCCUGUGUCCCUGGGGCCCAUGGUGGCCACAGCUGUGGCUCAGCCGUCAUUCCUUUCGUGGCAAGAGUCCUUAUUUUACACUGUUAAGAGUUUUAGGUGACAUAAGAAAGCAACAAUUUGCCAUAGCUCUGGUAGACAACACCAUUUGAUUUGUGGUGAGAAAGUCAAGGAGUGACCAUGAUCACUACCUGUGGUCUCAGUUAAAAACUUCAGGGAUAUUAGUGUCUUUUCGGAUUUCCUAGUGAAAUUUCUCAUUAAUGUAAAAAGCACCUGGGGAGAAUUUUGAAAAUGUUUUCUGUUAAGAAAUGACCUUAAACAGAUGGAUUUUUAAGCAGUGUCAUUGCACCAAAGCAUUAGGGUAUCCAGUUACUCUGUUGCAGUAAUCGAAGCCCAUAAACCACAGAGAAAAUUACAACCUUGUGGAUUUUGGAAAAGAUCAAUUGCUUUAUUUACUGUGUGAAUUAAUUGAUGGCCUGCUUUUUAUGUAGACUAGAAAUAGAUAAAAAUGGUUAUCUUCUGCAAUUUCCUUUUACUAUUGGAGGUAGUAAUUUGACCAUACUGUGACAGCUUAUUACAGGGUUGACAGAUGUUUUUAGAUUCCUCUCUACCUUUUUAACCUUGACUACUUUCUUUGUAGAAGCAACUAUUUGGAUAAAGCAUCCUAAUAUCUUUGAAAAAAAUACCAUUUAAUCAAGAUUUCUAACCUGCUUUUUCAGUUUCCAUGAAUACUGACCAAAGUCUCUAGAGAAGACAGGCAGAUAGGAUUUGAGGAUCUUGAGGAGGGACAGAUAGUUUGGGAGAUGAGUAAAGACAUUUGAUUAUACAAAGAUCAGAAGGCACAAAUUUGUGUUGGUACCAAAUUAUAUUUAAGUCACUCUACUGCUAAGUUCAGCAGCCCAGCUGUGGGGACGAGCAGAGAUCCCCACUGAUGUGGAGAGCUAACAAGUGCUCCGUCAGAUCCUCGUGCCUUACAGUUCUAAACAUUGAAGCGCCGUGUGCCUGGAAGUCUCGUCCACUGUCAGGAAUACUGUCCCUAAUACUUUUUCUCAUCGUAAUCUGAUAAUAUGAAGAGGUGGCUCUGAGUUGCUUUUCCCCAGGCCCCACAGAAGUGCUUCUCUUCCCUCCAGUGCAGGACACCAGCUUUCUUGGAAAGCACUGAAUGAGGCCUUGGGUUUUUCAUGCACCUCACCCUUCUCGGCAGCUUGUGUUUUUCACGCGCCUCACCUUUCUCAACAGUUUGGGUUUGUCACACACCUCACCUUUCUCGGCAGUUUGGGUUUAUCAAGCGCCUCACUUUUCUCAGCAGUUCGGGUUUGUCACGCGCCUCACCCUUGUCAACAGUUUGGGUUUGUCACGUGCCUCACUUUUCUCAGCACUUUGGGUUUGUCACGCGCCUCACCUUUCUCAGCACUUUGGGUUUGUCACACACCUCACCUUUCUCGGCAGUUUGGGUUUAUCACACGCCUCACCCUUCUCGGCAGUUUGGGUUUGUCGCGCGCCUCACUUUUCUCAGCAGUUUGGGUUUGUCACGCGCCUCACCCUUCUCGGCAGUUUGGGUUUGUCACACACCUCACCUUUCUCGGCAGUUUGGGUUUGUCACGUGCCUCACUUUUCUCAACAGUUUGGGUUUGUCACUCGCCUCACCCUUCUCAACGGUUUGGGUUUGUCACGCGCCUCACCCUUCUCGGCGGUUUGGGUUUGUCGCGCGCCUCACCCUUCUCGACGGUUUGGGUUUGUCGCGCGCCUCACCCUUCUCGGCGGUUUGGGUUUGUCGCGCGCCUCACCCUUCUCGGCGGUUUGGGUUUGUCGCGCGCCUCACCCUUCUCGGCGGUUUGGGUUUGUCGCGCGCCUCACCCUUCUCGACGGUUUGGGUUUGUCGCGCGCCUCACCCUUCUCGACGGUUUGGGUUUGUCGCGCGCCUCACCCUUCUCGGCGGUUUGGGUUUGUCGCGCGCCUCACCCUUCUCAACAGUUUGGGUUUGUCGCGCGCCUCACCCUUCUCGACGGUUUGGGUUUGUCGCGCGCCUCACCCUUCUCGACGGUUUGGGUUUGUCGCGCGCCUCACCCUUCUCGACGGUUUGGGUUUGUCGCGCGCCUCACCCUUCUCGGCGGUUUGGGUUUGUCGCGCGCCUCACCCUUCUCCGUGGUUUGGGUUUGUCGCGCGCCUCACCCUUCUCGACGGUUUGGGUUUGUCGCGCGCCUCACCCUUCUCAACGGUUUGGGUUUGUCACGCGCCUCACCCUUCUCGGCGGUUUGGGUUUGUCGCGCGCCUCACCUUUCUCAGCAGUCCCCAAGUCCUGGCUGCUCCAGGAAGGUGUUCUGUGUGUGUUAGAACCUUGGACUCCCUUUUGUUGUGCUGUGUGUGAACCAAAAUUUUCUGGGCAGUUUUAACUUUCUGCAAGUCUUUCUGACCAUUUGCGCUGACUUUAAUUCAUAUUCAGAGAGAACAAUAUAAAACAUUUUAAAUAUUUAACGUUUUUAGUAUUUCUCCAGACUGAAUUAUUUGAACGCAGGCCACAUCUGUUUAAGUAAACCUGUAGUAUGCUGAGUGCUUCCAAGUAAGGGUGUGUUGCUUGCCUAAAGGCUUCUAGAAACCAGAGUUUCCGAUUUCUAUUGUGAUGUAACUGAUAAAGAAGAGGCGUCUCAUGUUCUUGUAGAACCGAGGUUCUCUGGUCCUUUUUGCCUUAUCUGUUCCAUUUUUGAGACUGUGUUGAUUUUACACAAGGAAACAAAGCUACCCGCUUAGAUGUUGUUCAUUUUAUAGGCUUAACGUAGAACUAGCCAAGUGGUGUAGGAACGUUGGUGUUUUCAGAUGGCCAGUAAAUGGGUGACCCUCUCACUUAGGUGUGCUCCGGGGAACGGCGCGUUGGCCCCCACCUAUGCUGGUGGGGCCUGCCCCAGGGCACACUCUCGAUUGCUGUGCCAGGGACUCAGAUUCCUUCUUCCUUCCCCUUUAGUUGUGGUCUAAGAGAGGGAAAGAAUUCUUCCUUGCAACCAACCAUUGCUUCCAGUAAGAAUUUUGUGUGUUUUGUUUUUUUCUUUUUAAAAUAGUGCCUAAAGGGUUAUGCAGCAUUGAGCAAAGCUCAAAUCCUUCUUGGAAUGAGGAAGAAUCUUGAAUAAAUGAACUUGAUUGGCAAGUUCAUGAUUUCAUGUUUAGUGGCAUUUUGUUUCUAAAAGAAUCAUUUUAUCCAUUUAUCUUUUAAAUUUUACUUAAAGGUAUUAAAUCAGCAAUGCCUCAGGUGUAGCAUCUUUCUUCAUAUUGUCUCAGACAUUACCUAUCUAAACUUAUUCUAGGCUAUUAAUUUUUAAAGAGGAAUGAGUCAGCAGAAUUGAUACUGCAUGUUUCAGUGUUACUAAUGUUAAUGGAAUUUUAAAAUAACUCCUCUACAUUCCCUGUCAAGUGCCUGCUGUACUUUUUUUUGUAAUUAAAAGUGCUUAUAUCAGCCUGGUGUGGUGGCUCAUGCCUGUAAUCCCAGCACUUUUAGAGCCCGAGGCAGAGGGAUCACUUGAGGCCAGGAGUUUGAGACCAGCGUGGCCAACAUGGCAAAACCCUGUCUCUACUAAAACUACAAAAAUUAGCCACUUGUGGUGGCGGGCACCUGUAGUCCCAGCUACUCGAGAGGCAGGAGAAUUGCUUGAACCCGGGAGGAGGAGGUUGUAGUGAGCUGAGAUCGUGCCACUGCACUCCAGCCUGAGUGACGGAGUUAGACUCCAUCUCAAAAAAAAAAAUGCUUAUAUCGUGCAUAGGACAUGGAAUUUAUGAACAAUAAAAUCCUGUGCAAGUUCUGAUUGUUAAUACUGGUCUUCAAGGGGAAUGUUGUUUGAAGAAAGACAUUCCUUUUACUUAAUUUUUGUUUUAAAUGUUAGCUGUCAAUUUUUUUAUGUUUGGAUAUAGGAAGAAUAUGAUUUAAUUGGCAAGAAAAUUUUGACCAGUUAUGUCAAUUCCAUCCUGUAUACUUCAGCAGGGCAUAGCAGGAAGGACUCUGGAGUCCUUUGGGUCUGGAUCUCUUUAUUCUACCUGUUCCCCCGAGGCGUUUUGUUUUCUGUUAGAUGGAGCCACUAAUUGUUCAAAGGUUCUGGUGAGGAUUAAACAAAAUAUUGUAUGUAGAGUUCCUGGAGCACAGUUAAAUGUUCUGUCUUUGUAUAUUUGGUUUAAUUUUUCUAAACAAAACAACUUUGGUAAUAGCAGCGUAUUAGAAUCUAAAAUACGCCUUUGUUCUUUUAAAAGAUAACAUUAAAGAGAUUUUUGCGGGUGGUGUCAACUCAAAUAUAAUAGAAACGUGAAUAAUCGUACAAUGAUUAUUUCUAGUUCAUACAGAUAAUAUAAAUAUUGAAAUUUGUUUUAUAAUUAGAACUUAAGAGAGAUUUGAGUCUUUAAGUUGAAAGAUAAGAUUUAAAACCGAAUCUGUGUUCCUGUGUUCCUGUGUGAUUGAGGACUGUGUUUUCUGUGAUCCCUGUGUGUCCCAGUCUUUCUCUGUGAUGUUUUUGCUACUUUAGAUUCUGUUUUAUGCAAAAUAAGCAAAUGUUUAUGAAUAUGUAUUAGCGAGAAGCAGAUUUUUGACUUAGUGAACAGAAUUUAAAAUUUCGUAACAGAUUUGCUUUGUUCAAAUCUGAUAUAUUCUCUUUCUCUUUUUCUUUAGCACAUUGGGAUAAUCACUCAUAGAUGAAAAACCUCAGAACUAUUGAAUGCCUUGGGAUAACACUACUAAGAGACGGCUCGAUUUUCAAAGCCACUUUGUGUUCAUUUUCCAGACACUGAAAGAGCAGAAUGGCUAAAUAAGACUGUAAAACACAUGUGGCCUUUCAUUUGCCAAUUUAUAGAGAAGUUGUUUCGAGAAACUAUAGAACCAGCCGUGCGGGGAGCAAACACCCACCUUAGCACCUUUAGUUUCACGAAGGUCGACGUGGGCCAGCAGCCCCUCAGGAUCAAUGGUGUUAAGGUAUACACUGAAAAUGUAGACAAAAGGCAAAUUAUUUUGGACCUUCAGAUUAGUUUUGUAGGAAAUUGUGAGAUUGAUUUGGAGAUCAAACGAUAUUUUUGUAGAGCUGGUGUGAAAAGUAUCCAGAUUCAUGGUACCAUGCGGGUGAUCCUGGAACCGUUGAUUGGAGAUAUGCCCUUAGUUGGAGCUUUGUCUAUCUUCUUCCUUAGGAAACCACUUUUAGAAAUUAACUGGACAGGACUGACGAAUCUUCUGGAUGUCCCUGGAUUGAAUGGUUUAUCAGAUACUAUCAUUUUGGAUAUAAUAUCAAACUAUCUGGUGCUUCCCAAUCGAAUCACCGUUCCACUUGUCAGUGAAGUUCAAAUAGCUCAGUUGCGGUUUCCUGUACCAAAGGGUGUUCUAAGGAUACAUUUUAUUGAAGCUCAGGAUCUUCAGGGGAAAGACACUUACCUUAAGGGACUUGUCAAGGGAAAGUCAGACCCCUAUGGAAUCAUUAGAGUUGGCAACCAAAUCUUCCAAAGCAGAGUCAUCAAGGAGAACCUCAGUCCAAAGUGGAAUGAAGUCUAUGAGGCUUUAGUGUAUGAACAUCCUGGACAAGAAUUAGAGAUUGAGCUCUUUGAUGAAGACCCAGACAAGGAUGACUUUUUAGGAAGUCUUAUGAUUGACCUCAUUGAAGUUGAAAAGGAGCGCCUUUUAGAUGAAUGGUUCACUCUGGACGAGGUUCCCAAGGGGAAGCUACACUUGAGACUGGAGUGGCUCACGUUAAUGCCAAAUGCGUCAAACCUCGACAAGGUGCUAACAGACAUCAAAGCUGACAAAGACCAAGCCAACGAUGGUCUUUCCUCUGCAUUGCUGAUCUUGUACUUGGAUUCAGCAAGGAACCUUCCGAGUAACCCAUUAGAAUUUAACCCCGAUGUCUUGAAGAAGACUGCAGUUCAGAGAGCUUUAAAGUCAGGGAAGAAAAUAAGCAGCAACCCAAAUCCUGUUGUCCAGAUGUCAGUUGGGCACAAGGCCCAGGAGAGCAAGAUUCGAUACAAAACCAAUGAACCUGUGUGGGAGGAAAACUUCACUUUCUUCAUUCACAAUCCCAAGCGCCAGGACCUUGAAGUUGAGGUCAGAGACGAGCAGCACCAGUGUUCCCUGGGGAACCUGAAGGUCCCCCUCAGCCAGCUGCUCACCAGUGAGGACAUGACUGUGAGCCAGCGCUUCCAGCUCAGUAACUCGGGUCCAAACAGCACCAUCAAGAUGAAGAUUGCCCUGCGGGUGCUCCAUCUCGAAAAGCGAGAAAGGCCUCCAGACCACCAACACUCAGCUCAAGUCAAACGUCCCUCUGUGUCCAAAGAGGGGAGGAAAACAUCCAUCAAAUCUCAUAUGUCUGGGUCUCCAGGCCCUGGUGGCAGCAACACAGCUCCAUCCACACCAGUCAUUGGGGGCAGUGAUAAGCCUGGUAUGGAAGAAAAGGCCCAGCCCCCUGAGGCCGGCCCUCAGGGGCUGCACGACCUGGGCAGAAGCUCCUCCAGCCUCCUGGCCUCCCCAGGCCACAUCUCAGUCAAGGAGCCGACCCCCAGCAUCGCCUCGGACAUCUCGCUGCCCAUCGCCACCCAGGAGCUGCGGCAAAGGCUGAGGCAGCUGGAAAACGGGACGACCCUGGGACAGUCUCCACUGGGGCAGAUCCAGCUGACCAUCCGGCACAGCUCGCAGAGAAACAAGCUUAUCGUGGUCGUGCAUGCCUGCAGAAACCUCAUUGCCUUCUCUGAAGACGGCUCUGACCCCUAUGUCCGCAUGUAUUUAUUACCAGACAAGAGGCGGUCAGGAAGGAGGAAAACACACGUGUCAAAGAAAACAUUAAAUCCAGUGUUUGAUCAAAGCUUUGAUUUCAGUGUUUCGUUACCAGAAGUGCAGAGGAGAACGCUCGACGUUGCCGUGAAGAACAGUGGCGGCUUCCUGUCCAAAGACAAAGGGCUCCUUGGCAAAGUAUUGGUUGCUCUGGCAUCUGAAGAACUUGCCAAAGGCUGGACCCAGUGGUAUGACCUCACGGAAGAUGGGACGAGGCCUCAGGCGAUGACAUAGCCGCAGCAGGCAGGAGGCGUCCUCUUCAGCGUAGCUCUCCACCUCUACCCGGAACACACCCUCUCACAGACGUACCAAUGUUAUUUUUAUAAUUUCAUGGAUUUAGUUAUACAUACCUUAAUAGUUUUAUAAAAUUGUUGACAUUUCAGGCAAAUUUGGCCAAUAUUAUCAUUGAAUUUUCUGUGUUGGAUUUCCUCUAGGAUUUCGCCAGUUCCUACAACGUGCAGUAGGGCGGCGGUAGCUCUUGUGUCUGUGGACUCUGCUCAGCUGUGUCCGUAGGAGUCGGAUGUGUCUGUGCUUUAUUAUGGCCUUGUUUAUAUAUCACUGAGGUAUACUAUGCCAUGUAAAUAGACUAUUUUUUAUAAUCUUUACAUGCUGGUUUAAAUUCAGAAGGAAAUAGAUCAAGGAAAUAUAUAUAUUUUCUUCUAAAACUUAUUAAAUUCGUGUGACAAAUAAUCAUUUUCAUCUUGGCAGCAAAAAGUUCUCAGUGACCUAUUUUGUGGUGUUUCUUUUUGAAAAGAAAAGCUGAAAUAUUAUUAAAUGCUAGUAUGUUUCUGCCCAUUAUGAAAGAUGAAAUAAAGUAUUCAAAAUAUUAACAUUUUCAUAAAUAUAAGGAUGUAUUAUUGAGAAGUAAGUUGAAGGGCUUAUAAGGAAAAAUGUUUUAUAACUGAGUAAUAUAUUAAGAGAAUUGUCAUGGUUCAUAAAUCACAUUAUGCUAAUCUGAAAUUUCUUACAUAAAAAUGAAGUGUCUUAUGUUUAUUUUAAUUGCUGUUGUAACUUACUCAUGAAACAGUAUACAGACACCUUGUACUUUUCCUCAACUGUAAGAGCAGACUUUCAAUGUUAGCAAUUAAGCUGUUGUCAAACAAUCAGUCAUGAGCUUUGUUAAUUUUCAAUGUUUUCCCAGCCUAUAAAAAAAGGAAGGUACACGUUGUCCUUUUAAAGGUUGUGAGGUAGAUUGGAGUGAGUAGACAGGAUAUUGCAUUAAAAAUUGAAAGCUCGAUCUCAUUAUUGUCAGGAACCCCCAGUGUGACCUCACACAUAGGAUGUGGGACCUUUGAGCCGAUGUGCACUGGCCACCACCAGGGUUGGGGGCGCCACAGCUGCGAGCCCGGCCCCUGCUGUUCUCAGCAGCCACUUCCCAGGCUGCCUCACUUUAUGCCAUGACUGACCUUAAUAUUGGGAUAUUGUUAUGCAAUUUUUAUCCUGUUUAGACUGUUAAAAGCAGGUUUCUGUACUUAAGAGUCCCCCAGACCUCCUGUGAGGUGAGGCUCUGUUGCAGUGUCGUAGGCUGUGUGUGUCUGUAAAGAAAGAAUGCACAUAUGUAGACGAUUAAGUGUAUAUUAUAAGCUAUAUGCUGAAAAUGGCUUCCAUAGCCAUGAGAACAUCUUAAAACUAUGUGUAAAUAUAUUAAGGAAAGUAUAGCUUUGUAAUUUAAAUUGGAGCUUUUAGCUUGUUUCAUGGAACUAUACAACUUGUGGGUAACUCACAUGACCAAACAAACCAAAGUGCCUGUGACGGGGCGGGUGGCGUCUACCCACCCUCCCUUCUAGCAGAUUCUUAUUUUGUUUGAAUUUAUAAACAAGGCUGGUGGCUGUCUACCCACCCUCCCUUCUAGCAGAUUUUGAUUUUGUUUCAAUUUAUAACUUACACUUUGAACCAUGGGUUUACUUAUAAUGGAGUCUGUAGCUUCACAGCAUAUUUCAUGUAAUCAUAAAGACCAGUAUAUUCCCUCCUGCUGAAUGACAUGCGACUGUAAAGCCUCUUUAUAAACCAUUUCCAAUGUUAGUAUAUAGGAUUAUUUGGGAAGCGUAUCAAUACCUUUAUAGACAAAUACGAACAUGUAUGCACACAAAACAUUUAACUAUGGUAUUUAUGGAAGACAGGUAACAACAUUAAAUCUAGUUGCUUUCCCUUAGUAUUAGAUUUGUUGAGGGUUUUUUAAAAAUCAGGUCUGUUGAAAGUCUUCUGUCAUAAUCUAUAAAGCAGCAGCACUCAUGGAAAUUGUAGCAUGCCAGUAAUUUUUACCAACAUCCCAUACAUCUGAGUUCUGCAGUCCAGUGUGUAAUCCGCUCCAUGUGUAUUUUGCUUAAUGGAAUGCUUUAUUUAAGCACUUAGGCAGAGUAGACACAAUUAAAGGUACAAAGCCCAGAGGAAGUGGUAGAGCAGCACCGUGCCUGCCCUGAGGCAGUGGAGUCAGUAGCGCUGUCCCCAGGGCCUUGAGUGCCUGGAGGUGCUUGGCCUCCAGUAGCUGCCUCCAUUCUCUUUUAAAAAAAGGGGGUGAUUCUGAGGCACUGAAGUGCCUCCCAGAUGUGGAGGAGUGAAGCCACCAUCGAGGCCACACUCAGCACUCCAGGAUCCCAGCGAUGUCAGACACUCUUGAGUUGUCAAAACGUUAAUUUUCAGUUUUAAAUAAUCAGUUUAUCUAAGAAAAGGGAAUUUUAACUUUUCUACCUUGAGCCAAGCCAAUGAAGGGAAAAUUAAUUAACUUAGUAAAUUUGAAGUGCAGCUCUGUUAGCUCGUACAUGUGGGUUCUUAUCCUGAUCCUGUGCCUUAAAGUAGGAAGGUGUUUCCAAGUUCAGAUUAAAAUAGAAGCAGCUGGCCGGGUGCGGUGGCUCACGCCUGUAAUCCCAGCACUUUGGGAGGCCGAGGCGGGCGGAUGACCUGAGGUCAGGAGUUCAAGACCAGCCUGGCCAACAUGGAGAAACCCCAUCUUUACUAAAAAUACAAAAAUUAGCCGGGCGUGGUGGUGGAGCGCACGCCUGUAGUCCCAGCUACUCGGGAGGCUGAGGCAGGAGAAUUGCUUGAACCCAGGAGGCGGAGGUUGCAGUGAGCCAAGAUCGCACCACUGCACUCCAGCCUGGGCAACAGAGUGAGACUCCGUCUCAAAAAAUAAAUAAAAUAGAAGCAGCCUUGUAACUGUAUUUACCAUGAUAAUAUAUUCUGCACGGUAAGAAUUCCUUUUACAGACAUUCUUUAUCAAGAGGUCGGCCCUUCUUUUUCAGGCACAUAAGCCAAAUGCAGGCCUGUGUGUAGCUGUGUGUUUUUUCUGUGGUUGCCGCAUUUAUUCCACCUCCAGCUGGACCCCCCACUGCAAAUAGAGAACAGCGGUGGGGGAUGGGGGUUAAAAAGUAGAGAACCUCCUUUCUGUUCAACUAAUUUCACGUGACAGUGCAUGUAUUUAUUCAAUAAAACCUUUAUGUUAGCUCA
Molecule: messenger RNA, 13671 nt
Organism: Homo sapiens (human)
Lineage: Eukaryota; Metazoa; Chordata; Mammalia; Primates; Hominidae
Gene: ESYT2
Product: extended synaptotagmin 2
Exons: 23
Coding region: 8245-10461 (738 amino acids)
Biological process (GO): lipid transport
Cellular component (GO): plasma membrane; endoplasmic reticulum membrane
Molecular function (GO): lipid binding
Source: RefSeq, a predicted model, not a curated record